CAAGAUCCACUAUGUUUGAAGCACGUUAGACAAAUUCGUAGUCGAGCAACGCGCGGGCAUCGUUGCCUCGUUUUUGUCUUAUCACUUUUUUUUUUUUAAACAAACCCUUCUUUCGCGUCUUUUUUAUUUUGUUAUCGUGAUUACACUGCUGCUUCUUACGGGAAGCAUAAAAAGUUUUUUUGUGACGUUUGCAUUUUGAAAAAAAAAAAUUAGUUUCGGAUUUUUCAUUCAGCAAAAAAUAUGAAAUUUACAAGGAGAUGGCCAACAUUGGCCGCAACAAUAGUUGCCCUACUCUUGCCUUUAAUGAGUGCAGAACCACCAGUAUCAGGAAGCUAUCUUCCACCGUCAACAAGUUACGGAACGCCAAAUCUUGGAGGUGGUGGUUUCGGAGGCGGUGGUGGUAGUUUUGGAGGUGGAGGUAGUUUCGGAGGUGGAGCACCUUCCUCCAGUUAUGGAGCGCCAUCAGGCGGAGGCGGAAGCUUUGGUGGUGGUGGUAGUUUCGGAGGCGGUAGUUUUGGAGGUGGAGCACCUUCAUCAAGUUAUGGAGCACCCUCAAGACCCUCAUCCAAUUAUGGAGCACCACCAUCCAGACCUUCGUCAAAUUAUGGAGCACCGUCUUCAGGAGGUUCGGGAAUAGGUGGUGGAUUUGGUGGUGGACAUGGAGGUAGUUUUGGUGGUAGUUUCGGAGGUGGACAAGGAGGAAGUUUUGGAGGUAGCUUUGGAGGUGGACAUGGAGGAGGUUUUGGAGGUGGUGCACCUUCGAGACCUUCGGGAAGCUAUGGACCACCACCUUCGAGGCCCUCGGGAAGCUAUGGACCACCACCAUCGAGACCUUCGGGAAGUUAUGGACCACCACCUUCGAGACCUUCGGGAAGUUAUGGUCCUCCACCUUCUAAACCAUCUGGAAGUUAUGGACCACCACCUUCGAGACCUUCGGGUAGCUAUGGACCACCACCUUCAAGACCUUCGGGUAGUUAUGGACCACCGUCGGGAGGCUCAGGAUUUGGAGGUGGUUUUGGAGGUGGACAAGGUGGUAGUUUCGGAGGUAGCUUUGGAGGUGGACACGGAGGAAGUUUCGGAGGUGGUGCACCAUCAAGACCUUCAGGAAGCUAUGGAGCACCUCCUUCUAGACCUUCUGGAAGUUAUGGAGCGCCAUCAGCUGGAGGCAGUGGUGGAUUUGGAGGCGGUGGUUUCGGAGGCAGUGCUCCAUCAUCCAGCUAUGGUGCACCAUCAGUACCAUCUUCCAAUUACGGUGCACCUUCCUCCGGAAGUGGAUUCGGUGGAGGAUCAGGAUUCGGAGGAGGCUCUGGUGGUUAUUCCGGUAGUGCACCAUCAAGCAGUUACGGUGCACCCAGUGCGGGUGGAAGUAGCGGAGGUCAAAGUUACGCCAGUAAUGGAGGUUAUCAAUACUAAAUAUAUUUCGUGAAUGUUGAAUCAAAAUCUGGUCACUUCGAACUUUAUCAAGGACGUUUAUCACUGCCACUAUAAAUAUAAAUCGUUUGUUCAUUUGAAAAUUCAUUACUCAAUCAACUCAAUGAAAAAAAAAACUCGAGUUGCCAUAAUGAUUUAGUAUCGUUAAAGAAAUAAAAAAAAAAAAAAGUCGAUUGACCAUCGAACAUAAAAGAAGACGUCCAAAGAAAAAGAAAACCAAUUGGAAUCUUAUCAGAAAUUUGUAUUCAAGUUCCUCAAGUGGAUUUGAAUGGAAAAAAAAAGAAAUUUUUGUCGAAGACGAAAGCGGUUUUUUUUAAAUGAAGGAAAAGAAAAUGACUUUUCCUUCAGCACUUGUAAUUUAUUUAUUUUGUAAAAAAAAAAAUGCUUUUUGUACUAAUAAAAUUGCUACGCUGAAAA
Leptopilina boulardi is the source of this 1848-nucleotide messenger RNA. Its product is annotated as keratin, type I cytoskeletal 9-like. NCBI's taxonomy places the organism in Eukaryota, Metazoa, Arthropoda, Insecta, Hymenoptera, Figitidae. The coding region runs from base 241 to 1413 and encodes 390 amino acids. Gene Ontology annotation, molecular function: transcription coactivator activity. The transcript has 4 exons. Gene Ontology annotation, cellular component: RNA polymerase II transcription regulator complex. Gene Ontology annotation, biological process: positive regulation of transcription by RNA polymerase II. The record is from RefSeq and is a predicted model, not a curated record.